Messenger RNA from Amphimedon queenslandica, 822 nucleotides. RefSeq names its product silicatein-like. The record is from RefSeq and is a predicted model, not a curated record. Gene Ontology annotation, biological process: proteolysis. Gene Ontology annotation, molecular function: cysteine-type peptidase activity. Lineage: Eukaryota; Metazoa; Porifera; Demospongiae; Haplosclerida; Niphatidae. The transcript has 5 exons. The annotation marks the transcript as partial.
AUGGCUUUGCUUUCAUGGAUUGUAUUUAUGAAUGCAGUUUUACUUGUGAGAGCUGAGCCUCUUGACACUGAAGGAUUGUUUGCUGAGGAAUGGAGGCUGUGGAAAGGAGAGCAUAAAAUCACUUACCAAAGCAGCGAGGAAGAGGGAAAGAGAUACUUAAUAUGGCAAGACAAUAUGAAGUAUAUUAAUGAGCACAAUGCUAAGAACCUGAGUUUUACAUUAAGAAUGAAUCAAUUUGGAGAUUUAACUUCUGAGGAAUAUUCAAGUAUUUAUACUUGCCAUAUUGUAAGCAAUGAGAAUUCUGAUGAGGUAAUUGGGCAGAAGUAUAACCCUCCCAGAGAUGCAGAGUUACCAUAUUCUAUUGACUGGAGGAAGAAAAAUGUCGUCACUUACGUCAAGAGCCAAGGUGAAUAUAGGUGUCAUUCUUGCUAUGCGUUUUCUACUGUCGGUUCAAUUGAGAGCCAUCAUGCCAUUAGCACUGGCUCUAGGGUUAGACUGAGUGAACAAAAUGUCAUUGACUGCUCAACUGGCUAUGGGAAUGCUGGCUGUAAUGGAGGCAACUACAGGAACACUUUCAAAUACAUUCUAGAAAACGGCGGAGGCAUCGAUACACAAAAUUAUUACCCAUACAAGGCAAUGGAUAAGACUUGUCGCUACAACUCUGCUAAAAUUGGUGCGACAAUAUCAGGUGUGUAUUACAUACAGUCGAAAUCGGAGAGUGAUCUGAAAAGUGCAGUGGGUCUGGUGGGGCCUGUCAUUGUCUCCAUUGAUCAUAGACACAAAUCCUUCCAGGCAGGAAACAUUGAAUCAUCUUACUCUUAU